AUGGUGAAGAACAAAAGACAAAAGGCAACAACUGACUCAAAAGAUUCCUCAAUAGCUUUGUUUAAUGCAGAAGCAUUUUGGAGCAGGGAGAAGAGAACAAUGGCUGCAACACUCUCCAACUUUUUCUUACCCGAAAAAGCUUCAGAAUAUAUUUAUUUGCCCCAGUCCUUGUUUGACUAG
Molecule: messenger RNA, 180 nt
Organism: Dovyalis caffra
Lineage: Eukaryota; Viridiplantae; Streptophyta; Magnoliopsida; Malpighiales; Salicaceae
Source: the annotation of a GenBank genome assembly